Entrophospora candida is the source of this 237-nucleotide messenger RNA. Lineage: Eukaryota; Fungi; Glomeromycota; Glomeromycetes; Entrophosporales; Entrophosporaceae. The record is from the annotation of a GenBank genome assembly.
AUGCCGCAAAAAUUAAACACAGGUCCUUGUGGAAUAAUCGCUUGUAAUAAAACCAAUGUAAAAUUUAGAAGAAUUACACCGCUUGCACUUAAAAAAUUAAAAUCAUCACCAGAUUAUGAGGACGUAAGAUAUCUAAAAUUAAAAGAUCAAAUUUGUCAUAAUCAUUAUAUGCAAUAUGUUGAACCUAUUCAACGUAGACAUGUUAUUUUAAUAUUAAAUGAUUUAAUAAUUUCUUAG